This is a messenger RNA of Equus quagga, 1739 nucleotides long. RefSeq names its product histone H2A type 1-H-like. The transcript has a single exon. Gene Ontology annotation, molecular function: protein heterodimerization activity; DNA binding; structural constituent of chromatin. Gene Ontology annotation, cellular component: nucleosome. Lineage: Eukaryota; Metazoa; Chordata; Mammalia; Perissodactyla; Equidae. The record is from RefSeq and is a predicted model, not a curated record. Bases 1001 to 1390 code for a protein of 129 amino acids.
AUUAAUGGAACACAAUGUUUCAUUAGUAACAUCAACAAAGAGCAGCAAGUGGAAUAACGUCAGUUUCAACGAUUCAGAACCAGUGUAAACUAUUUCAAGAUCUCUGCAAGAACUGCAACGUGGUAGGGAAACAUUUGUGGUUGCCAUUGUUGAAAAACGUCAACGGUACUGCACAGUCCCUCGUGAUUAGUUGUCUACACGCUUAAUUGAAGGAAAUACUAAACUGCAUUUAGAGUUUGUGAAAAUAAAUCAUUUUUCCCCAUCUAGGUUUAUAGCCCCACAAAGGUGUGAAGAACUCAGAUUUUUCUCAAAUUUGCCCCUAAAAUUAAGUGGGUUUCCCUGAAAUUUAAAACAAACAAACAAAAAAAACAAAACCUCAGUCCUGGGGAUGAAGUGGAAAUGGUAGAACAGGUCAACCCAUCUUUCCAGAGCCCAUUUAUUUCACCUUGGUUACCCCAUCUUCAGGAGCUCGCUAAUCAACCACGCUGCCUUUCCAAAGGUUCCUUUUUCCCUCCUCACUCCCUAUUUCUUGCCUAUUCACCGAAGAGCUAUUAUACAGUCAAUCAUGGCUCCCUGUGUCCUCUCAACAACUUGUGGGCAAGGAAUUUGUCAAAUACAGUAACUCAUCAACCGCCGGAGAUGACUUUUACACUUUUUACUAUCGCUUAACAUCGAGGGAGUAGCCAUAAUUAUACAGAUUUAGGUGGAAUAAGCACAGAGUGAAUAGCCUCCCAAAGAGGACUCCAUUGAUCUCAAGGAAAAAAAUCCAAGCUUGUCAUCUGUUUCACUAUAUGUACAAGUUUUAAUAUCUCAAUCUCUGAUUGGUGCGGUACAUAUUUUCUCUCUCUAUAGCCCAUGCCAAUAGGUCCAGGGGUACAUUCUGAUUGGCUAACACUCGCCUCUGAAAACCAAUGGAAAAGGAAAUUUUACGAAACAUCCAGAGACUAUAAUAACCCCAUUCGCAGACUAGAUUAUUGAGAAUUACAGCCUGUCUUCUAAUAUGUCUGGGUGCGGGAAACAGAGUGGUAAAGCUCGUGCUAAGGCCAAGACCCGCUCUUCUCGGGCCGGGCUGCAGUUCCCCGUGGGCCGAGUGCACCGCCCGCUCGGCAAGGGGAACUACGACGAGCGGGUCGGGACCGGCGCGCCGGUGUACCUGGCGGCGGUGCUGGAGUACCUGACGGCCGAGAUCCUGGAGCUGGCGGGCAACGCGGCCCGCGACAAGAAGACGCGCAUCAUCCCGCGUCACCUGCAGCUGGCCAUCCGCAACGACGAGGAGCUCAACAAGCUCUUGGGGCGCGUGACCAUCGCGCAGGGCGGAGUCUUGCCCAAUAUCCAGGCCGUGCUGCUGCCCAAGAAGGCCGAGAGUCACCACAAGGCUAAGAGCAAGUGAAGUUUAGACUUGUAUCAGAAGCCAAAGGCUCUUCUCAGAGCCACCAAAAAUUAUUCUCAGAGGACUGUAACUAUGGAGUUAUUCAUAGACUUCUGAAAGCCCAGCAGUGCGCGCGCAUGUUUGUGCGCGCUCAUCUUUCCACCCUGCCGCAGUAAGUGAUCAGCUGGCCAAUCACAUGACGGCGGUAAUUUUUUAAAAAAACGGUAAGAAAAAUCGUAAGCGAUCCUUUAGCUACCUGUUGCUUGCUAUGGUGGUUACCAAAAACAUUCAGUUAAGCUCUUUUACCUGAAAUUAGUGGGUGGCUCUGAAAAGAGCCUUUGAGAUUUUCAGAAAGGGACUUCCCGCUGCA